AUGGUACUAGAUUUAGAUCUUUUUCGGAAAGAUAAAGGCUUUGAUCCGGAUAAAGUGCGAGAAAAUCAAAAGAAACGUUUUAAACAAGUAGAUCUAGUCGACACGGUGAUCGAGAAAGACAAAAUUUGGCGUCAGCUGCGACAUAAGGCUGACAAUUUAAAUAAGUUAAAAAAUGUAUGCAGUAAAGAAAUUGGAGAAAAAAUGAAAAAGAAAGAAGCAGUGGAUGGUGAUGAUAAAGUAUCAAAGGAUAUUCUUGAAAACCUAGAAAAUUUAAUACCUAAUAAUUUGAAAUCAUUAACAGUUGCUCAAAUUAAAACUGUCCGUAGUUUUAUUGAUGAUGCUAUUCGAACAAAUGAGAAAGAUUUAGUUUUGACUGAAUUUGAAAGAAAUCGCGCUCUUAAAGAGAUAGGGAAUAUGUUACAUGAAUCUGUACCAAUUAGUAAUGAUGAAGAUGAAAAUAAAGUUGAGAGAACAUAUGGAGAUUGUACACAAAGAAAGAAAUAUUCUCAUGUUGAUUUAAUACAUAUGAUUGAUGGUAUAGAUGGAGAACGUGGUACUAAUGUUUCAGGAGGGCGUGGUUAUUUUUUAGUAGGACCAGCAGUUUUUCUACAACAUGCAUUAAUUCAAUUAGCUCUUAGACAAUUAUCAAAAAAUGGUUAUAAACCACUUUAUACACCAUUUUUUAUGCGUAAAGAUGUAAUGCAGGAAGUAGCACAAUUAUCUCAGUUUGAUGAAGAAUUAUACAAGAUAAUUGGUAAGGGUAGCGAACGAAAUGAUGAUAAGGAAAUUGAAGAAAAAUAUUUGAUCGCUACAUCUGAGCAACCAAUAGCUGCAUUUCAUAGAAAUGAAUGGAUACCUGAGAAUAUUUUACCAAUUAAGUAUGCUGGAUUAUCUACAUGUUUUAGGCAAGAAGUUGGAUCUCAUGGACGUGAUACCAGAGGCAUUUUUAGAGUUCAUCAAUUUGAAAAGGUGGAGCAAUUCUGUUUAACGUCACCAUAUGAUAAUAAGUCUUGGCAUAUGAUGGAAGAAAUGAUUACAAAUGCAGAAGAGUUUUACCGUACUUUAAACAUUCCUUAUCGUAUAGUUAAUAUAGUAUCAGGUGCAUUGAAUAACGCUGCUUCAAAAAAAUUAGAUUUGGAAGCAUGGUUUCCAGGAUCAGGUGCAUUUCGUGAACUUGUUUCAUGUAGCAACUGUUUGGAUUAUCAAGCAAGACGUUUACUGGUCAGAUAUGGUCAAACGAAAAAGAUGAAUACCAAUACAGAUUAUGUUCAUAUGUUAAAUGCCACAAUGUGUGCAGUUACUCGAGUUAUAUGUGCAAUUUUGGAGGUACAUCAAACUGAUACUGGUAUCGAAGUACCAAAAGUUCUUGCACCAUUUAUGCCAGUGGAAUAUGAAAAUGAAAUUCCAUUCACUAAACCAGCUCCUAUUGAUGAAACGGAACUAAGAAAACAAAAAAGACAAAAGGAUUGAAAAGAUAUCAUUGUAACUUAACUUUUAAUUCUUCUGCAAAUAGAAAUAAUUAUAACAAAUUGAGCUAUGAUCUAAAUAUUA
Eufriesea mexicana is the source of this 1551-nucleotide messenger RNA. RefSeq names its product Seryl-tRNA synthetase (gene SerRS). Gene Ontology annotation, molecular function: serine-tRNA ligase activity; ATP binding. The coding region runs from base 1 to 1470 and encodes 489 amino acids. Gene Ontology annotation, biological process: seryl-tRNA aminoacylation. The transcript is spliced from 5 exons. Lineage: Eukaryota; Metazoa; Arthropoda; Insecta; Hymenoptera; Apidae. The record is from RefSeq and is a predicted model, not a curated record.